This is a messenger RNA of Paramuricea clavata, 243 nucleotides long. Lineage: Eukaryota; Metazoa; Cnidaria; Anthozoa; Malacalcyonacea; Plexauridae. The record is from the annotation of a GenBank genome assembly.
AUGGCCGAGGAAUUUAAGAAGGGCACAGUCGACAAAGACGGCGUUACUGAAGAAAAAACGGCUUUCGAGACCGGUAUUCGUGAAAGUCAACGAGAAAGAAUACCUACCCUCAAGGGAGAAAGAAUACCAACGUCAGCUAUUACAAUGAGACUAUUCAAUUGCAUCCAGAGCAUGGCGAAAACAAGCGAAUAUAGCAGAAGCCGUUCUGGCAGAUUCAGCAGAUGUGUUUGUGUUACAACAUAA